Molecule: messenger RNA, 5267 nt
Organism: Neogale vison (American mink)
Lineage: Eukaryota; Metazoa; Chordata; Mammalia; Carnivora; Mustelidae
Gene: BANP
Product: BTG3 associated nuclear protein
Exons: 13
Coding region: 3176-4696 (506 amino acids)
Biological process (GO): protein localization to nucleus; negative regulation of protein catabolic process
Molecular function (GO): DNA binding
Source: RefSeq, a predicted model, not a curated record
CCGAGGGCUGGAGCUCCGUCGCUGUGCGGUUUGUUUUCUGAGAAACGCGCAGGCGUGGAGAGCUUCCCCGGAGCAGCCGUGCAGGAAGCCCCAGGGAGAGCCGGGGCAGGGCAGCCGCUCGGCUGCACGGGCCACAAGGACUUAGUCUUUUUGCGUCCAGAGCCCGGACCGGGGCACUGGCACUGUCAGAUUGCCGCUGCGGUGACGUUGCUGCUGCAGGAUGACUUCCUUCCCGUCCCCGCUCCCCUCUCCGUAACCCACUGUGUUCGGGAAUCCCGUUCCAAGACGGCGAGUGCUGCUUGCUUCGCUGCGGGAAGGUCUCUUCUGCCCGGUGCUGGCCUGGGCUGCCUCUCCGUGGUGCUCCGGGACUCUUCCCUGGUUUUACUUCUCAGGGUACUGUCCCCGCUCUCCAGCCUGCGCUCUUCUCGGCUGUCCUCCGCCUAGUCGGCAUUGAUCGCUCCGUGGCUCAGCCCAGGUUCGCGCGCACCUUCGUUUCCUGUGCGUCCGAGUCCCUUCAGGACUCGUGUUCCAGUCUUGGCUUUGUCCGUCGUUUCCAGUUUCAGUGCUUCAGUCCCUUCCAGGGACCUCGGGACCCGCUUGCUGCGGAGGCGUCCUCAGAGUGCCCUGGGUGUGGGGUCCCACUGCACGUGCUCUGAGGGCUUCCCCCGAAGCCCCGCGACCUUCUCUUGCAUCCGCUGAGGAAUUUCUUCUGGAUUUAUUCUUUCUGUCAUUCUGAUGUUGGACGUCUCGGACUGACCCACGGAAUCUCUUGUUUUUACCCUCUUCGGUCACAUCAUUCUCAUUUUGGGGAGAGGGCUUCUUUUAUCUCCAGUGCUGUUCUAAGCUUUUCUUUCCACGGUUGAAGACCAUCGGGAGCUUAUUUGUCUGUUUUGUUGUCCGCGGUAGCUGCUUGUGUCACGAGUGUGCCAUCUUCUUGACUUGGAGGAUACCGAAAGGAUUUUUUCAUUUCUUAUGUUCCUUGAAUUCUUAUAUCUUGUAGUGUCGUUGUCGCCAUCUUCUUAAAAGUGUUGGCUUUGUACUUCGUAUGGCAAAGACUCCUUAAAUAUUGGUAAUUACUGUUGUUUAGGGCAAGAGGAAGUGGCAGAGAGUUCCGAGUCUGUGGGGCGGGUUUUGAAAACGUGCGGGUCUCCCCUCCAGUGACCGGGACCUUGUUACUGUGUGGGAUUUCAGGGGCCAGGUUGCAGAGCCUCUUCCUCUGGGUCUUAGAGCUGAGCUGAAGAAAGACCCCUCUGAUUUGGGGAUGGUCUGCCUGGUCUAGGGAGGGUUCUCGUACAGCUCUUCUGAGCCCGCGUCCAGCUUCUGGGAGCAGGCGCAGUCCGCGCUCUGCGGAGUGCCCUGGCCUGGCCUGCCCUGGCCGGUGUCGGCUUCGAGCCCACCUUCAGCUGCACCACUCCUGUGUGCUCCACACUGUGGUUUCCUUGGCCCUCAGGAGCCUCUUCGAGUCGCCCAGAAAUUUGCAAAGUAUCUUGUGUCUUACUAUCUUUCUUGUGGGCUUAUUAUUAUGCAAUUACCUUAGUGGAACAAAUAGAGGUCAACUUUGUACCAUUUGCUCUCGGGAGCAGGAAUUCCUGAGCCUAUUCUCGUCAUUCUGGUUCUUGCCAUUUUGCUCUCCUGCCGCCCUGCGGCCUUGGUAAUGGAUGCCUUCUGCCGUGGAAUGGGUGGCCUGACCACUGUCCCCGUGGCCGGCUCUGCGUUGCAGUGUGGGCGGAUGUCCCGUGUUCCUGCUGGCGGUUCUGGUUCCGCAGCCUUGGAGCAGGGCCAGCUCAGCCCUGGAAGGCCAGCCGUAGACACAAGUCACAAAGGUAGAUUCAGACUCGAGGUCGCCUUGGCACAGCAGCUUCUCGGGCCGUGUCACGUGAGGGUAGCAGUUCAGUGUGCCGGACGUCAGGAUCGCUUCUACUUAAGCAGGAAUUACACUUGAAGUGAAGUCUUGGUGCAUUUUAGUCAAUUACCCUUUGAAAAUUGUGCGCAGUGAAGGACGUCCCCGCAUCUGUCAGGGCUGUCGGGGCCCACACAAUGACCUCGCCAGUGCUGGGUGUUGCCAUUGCUGGGUGUUUCGAGGAAAAGGCAAACCCUCAGGCACCCACCACACGUGGAAUCGGAAUCUGCAACUUUGUAAACUUUUCCUUUUGCGGUAAUUUUAGAUUCACAGAAAAGUUGCAGAAAUAGUUAAGAAAACUUUCCUGUUCCCGUCACCCACUUCUGGUAAUGCUGAGUUCUUACACAUAACCAGAUAUCCUAAAAAUCAGAAGGUUAACAUCAGCACAGUACUGUUAGCUAAACUACAGACCUAAGUGAAUUUCAUAAGUUUUCCAUUAAUACCCUUUUUCUGUUUCAGGAUUUAAUCCAGGAUACCAGUCCGCACUUAAUUGUCCUGUCUCCUGAAGUCUCCUCCAAUCUGACACUUACAUAGCCCGAGUAUCUCUCCCAUAUAUUCCUACAUUACAAAGGGAAACAUGGUAACUUCACUGUGGAAAAAUCACCUCCUUAACAUCACCAGUAAUAACACCUACGAUGUCACGCACCCCCGCUGAUAACCCGAGUCACACGUGCGUGUCCAUAGUCCAGUCCCGAGAGAGCCCGAAUGGAGGGUCAUUCACCAAACUGUUAAUGGGUGUUCCUUAAAAGUAUCUCUGUCUUGAAAGACCCAGAAAGACCCAGAAUUUGCAUUUAAAAAGAUGGCCGGUGUGGUGUAUGCACUUGGAUGCUGAAGCAGUACUUCCUGUGCGAGACAGUCGCCAAGGAGGUCGGCCAGAUAAAGAACCACAGUCUUGUGGACUGGAAAAUGGGUGCUUCAGGGACGGGGUCUGGGCGAGCUCGUGAUGGCAUAGCUGGAUAGCCGGCAUCUCUCCUUAGCGAUCGGGUGCACCGCGCGAGUCCCGACAGCUGAGCUGUUCAGUAAAUACGGGACCCACAAGACGAACCUGGAAAGGUGCACUAACUUGACCGGUUCAGCCGUUCAGAUCUGGGAAAGGAAACGUUUUUCUUCUCUUUUUUUGGAAGAAGCUCCUGGAGGAAAAUACACAUGAAGGUUUUCAGUGAGAUUGACUCAGAUAAAAGCUUUAGAAAGUCCUCCGUAUGACAGGUGGCAGAAACCCAGUCCUGCGUGGGUUUGGUUCCUGCCCACUGCCCGGCCACUCUCCACUCCCUCUGGAUGAUGUCCGAACAGGACCUGGCGGACGUGGUGCAGAUCGCCGUGGAAGACCUGAGUCCCGGUCACCCAGUUGUGCUGGAGAACCAUGUGGUGGCGGAUGACGACGAGCCGGCCCUGAAGCGCCAGCGCCUGGAGAUCAACUGCCAGGAUCCCUCCAUCAAGUCAUUCCUGUACUCCAUCAACCAGACGAUCUGCUUACGGCUGGACAGCAUUGAGGCCAAGCUGCAGGCUCUCGAGGCCACGUGCAAGUCGUUAGAAGAGAAGCUGGACCUGGUCACCAACAAGCAGCACAGCCCCAUCCAGGUCCCCAUGGUGGCGGGCUCCCCUCUCGGCGCGACCCAGACGUGCAACAAAGUGCGAUGCGUCGUCCCCCAGACUACAGUAAUACUCAACAAUGAUCGGCAGAACGCCAUUGUAGCCAAGAUGGACGACCCCUUGAGCGGCAGGGCGCCGGAGUCCCUGGAAAAUGUCAUUAGCAACGCGGUGCCGGGGCGACGGCAGAACACCAUUGUGGUGAAGGUGCCGGGUCAAGAGGACAGCCACAACGAGGACGGGGAGAGCGGGUCGGAGGCCAGCGACUCCAUUUCCAACUGUGGACAGUCAGGAAGUCAGAACAUCGGCAACAACGUCACUCUCAUCACCCUGAACUCGGAAGAGGACUACCCCAACGGCACGUGGCUGGGCGACGAGAACAACCCCGAGAUGCGCGUACGCUGCGCCAUCAUCCCCUCGGACAUGCUGCACAUCAGCACCAACUGCCGCACGGCCGAGAAGAUGGCCCUGACGCUGCUGGACUACCUGUUCCACCGGGAGGUGCAGGCCGUGUCCAACCUGUCGGGCCAGGGCAAGCACGGCAAGAAGCAGCUCGACCCCCUCACCAUCUACGGCAUCCGCUGUCACCUGUUCUACAAGUUCGGAAUCACGGAGUCCGACUGGUACCGGAUCAAGCAGAGCAUCGACUCCAAGUGUCGGACGGCCUGGCGGCGGAAGCAGCGAGGCCAGAGCCUGGCCGUCAAGAGCUUCUCCCGGAGAACGCCGUCCUCAUCUUCGUACAGCGCCUCAGAGACCGUGAUGAGCACCCCGCCCCCCACCGGUGAGCUGCCGCAGCCCCCGCCACAGGCCCUGCACUACGCCCUGGCUGGCGCCCAGCAGGUCCAGAUCCACCAGAUCGGAGAGGACGGACAGGUCCAAGUAAUCCCACAGGGCCAUCUCCACAUCGCGCAGGUGCCGCAGGGCGAGCAGGUGCAGAUCACGCAGGACAGCGAGGGCAAUCUCCAGAUCCACCAUGUGGGCCAGGAUGGGCAGGUGCUGCAGGGCGCCCAGCUGAUCGCCGUGGCCUCUUCCGACCCCGCUGCUGCAGGCGUGGACGGCUCGCCCCUCCAGGGCAGUGACAUCCAGGUCCAGUACGUGCAGCUGGCUCCGGUGACUGAGCACGCCGCUGCGGCCCAGGCGGCCGAGACCCUGCAGCCCGGCCUGCAGCCCGAAAUGCAGCUCGAGCACGGAGCCAUCCAGAUCCAGUAGGCGGGACAGGCGCCCCCCACCCCAGGACCUAAGACGGAGCCGCGGCCGUGCUCUGUGCCGGCUCCAGCCUCCCGCCCCGUCCUGCGGCCCCGGCCCCACGGCUUUGCACGGAGGGGACUGCACGUGUUCCGUUCGAGUGCGUCGGAAAGCCUCACCCGCGCGGACGGGGGGGGGUCCCGGUCAACACGGGGUGCCGGUAACAGCCACCGCCCCUGCCGGAAGACCCUUCCUUUUGCGUCCCACUGUUGGUGUCCAGAGAGAGAGUGGGGAGGCACAGCGUGGAUUGCGUUAAGUACGUGCGGAAAAUCAAGAACUACGAUAUUUUUCUCUGUUCAAACAGCUUUUUUUAAUUUGCUAUGGUGUUUAUAACAAAAGAGAAAAUUGAAAAAAAAAAAGUGGAGUAGCAGAAGCCUUUUGCUGUGUGCUCUGUUCCGUGUAAUGAGAAUAGGUAUUUGCAAAAGACAACUAACGAUUUUGAUGGAAAUAUUGCUUACCUACUUUUCUAGGGGGAAAUGCUCUCAACACUGUUAAUUAUGCAUUUCUAAUGAAAUAAAAUGUAUUUAUGACCACA